Molecule: messenger RNA, 2259 nt
Organism: Vigna unguiculata (cowpea)
Lineage: Eukaryota; Viridiplantae; Streptophyta; Magnoliopsida; Fabales; Fabaceae
Product: mitogen-activated protein kinase kinase kinase 1-like
Biological process (GO): MAPK cascade; protein phosphorylation
Cellular component (GO): cytoplasm
Molecular function (GO): MAP kinase kinase kinase activity; ATP binding
Source: RefSeq, a predicted model, not a curated record
AAGACCAUAAAAAAAGAAAGAAAUAAUUAAAAAGGAAAAGAAGAAGAGAGAGAAAUAGAGGAAUAUCAAGUGGGUGAGGAGAUUCGUUUUCAGUUGGAAGCAUCUCAGAGCCAAUGGAGUGGAGGCGUCGGACCAAGAAGCAGGUUCAGGCUCAGCCGCGGUUGGAGCGCCUCAACGCCAAAAAGGGCUUCAAUUACGAACCACCACCGUCUCCGCCGUCUCCUUCUUCAACCUCUUCUUCAUCUCAUUUCGAUCGCCAAACCAGCUUCCGCCUCUACGGCAUCGACGGCGAGUUCGACCGCAUCUUCCAGACCUUGGGUCUCUCCGGCCCGGAAGACUUCGCCAUCCCAACCGCUGACUGGGAAGCCCGCAAGGCCCGCGUUGCUUCCUCCAACGCCCCCGGGCCCACCCCCACCCCUAACGCGGUUAUCCACUCUUCUACCGAGAUCCACCCUCUUUCCGUCACCGCUACUUCUGCGGCUACCCUCCAAGACGAUGUCGUUUCAGUUCACGUUUCCGUUAUUGGUUCCUCCCCUUGGUCCUCCGGGGAGCAUGACGCGGGUAGGGGUAGUGUCGGCAGGUUGAGGAACGGAGAAAGGAGCGUGCUUUUCACCGAUUCAGGUUCCUUCACUACUUCCCACGAUGAUGACAGUGACAUUGGCGGCGAGAGGGUUAGUUCGGUUUCUAAUUCCGCCGCCCCGGAUGAGCUGGUUGUGCCUUUUGUUUCCUCCUUUUCCUUUGAGUGGUUCAGACGGACUUUCUCCUCCUGGCAAAAAGGUGACGUCUUGGGAAAUGGGUCUUUCGGAACCGUCUAUGAAGGCUUCACUGAUGAGGGAUUCUUUUUUGCGGUGAAGGAGGUGUCUUUGUUGGAUGAAGGUAAUCAGGGAAAACAGAGCUUUUUCCAACUUCAGCAGGAAAUAUCUCUUUUGAGUAAGUUCGAGCAUAAAAACAUAGUUCGAUAUUAUGGCUCGGACAAGGACAAAAGUAAAUUAUAUAUCUUCCUUGAGCUUAUGUCAAAAGGGUCAUUAGCAAGUCUCUAUCAAAAGUAUCGUUUAAACGAUUCCCAAGUUUCUGCAUACACAAGGCAGAUUUUAUGUGGCUUGAAGUAUCUUCAUGAUCAUAAUGUGGUUCACAGGGACAUCAAGUGUGCUAAUAUACUGGUUGAUGUAAGUGGGGCUGUCAAGCUUGCAGAUUUUGGGUUGGCAAAGGCAACAAAAUUUAAUGAUGUUAGGUCAAGCAAAGGCUCCCCUUACUGGAUGGCCCCUGAGGUUGUUAACUUAAAGGACCAAGGUGGUUAUGGGUUAGCCGCCGACAUAUGGAGCUUAGGGUGUACAGUUUUGGAGAUGUUGACACGCCAACCUCCUUAUUCGGAUUUGGAAGGAAUGCAAGCAUUGUUUCGGAUUGGCAAGGGUGAACUUCCAAGUAUUCCGGAUUAUUUAUCUAAGGAUGCCCAAGAUUUCAUUCUUGAAUGCUUACAAAUUAACCCAAAUAAACGUCCAACUGCAGCUCAGCUAUUGUAUCACCCAUUUCUAAGGAGAACAUUACUGUCUCCCUUGAGUUUUGCUUCUCCACAAAGGAACAUGUAUCGGUCAUAAUUAUUAGAGUUCUAAAUCACCACCAAAACUGGCGCUGCGAAGUUCAAGUUUAUCCAUACUCAUCUUGGGUCUACAGAUAUCUUGAGUUGCAUUUAACAACUCUCAGCUGAUUGUUUAUCUAAACGAUCUCAUCUCAGCCCUUGAAUGUUGAUCCCAUGGUGAAUUCAUGGAGGGGGAAGAAUGCAUCAUUAUCAGAGUCUCACGGAGGUGUAAGUUUGACCUCUAUGCAAAAUGAGAGAGAAAAGGCUCUGUAAUCCAACAAUGUGGAUCUUCUUACUAAAUUUGGUGCCCACCAGGACGUUGCUAUGGCCAAGUACAACAGUUGUUGGUCAUCUGAUCAUGUUGCACCUACUCACUAGAUUCUAUCAGGAGCUCAUGUUCUUGCGGAAAAAUUCUACAUCCUAUCAACAUGUAAAUAGUUAGGAAAGGGACGGGUGCAAGCAAUGUGCUAUGAUAGAGCAGCAAUUGAAGUAGAAAUAUUGCAGUUUUUUUUUUCUUAGCACAAUUAAACAGUACAUAAUUGCAACAGCACCCUCCCCACCCCACUUGUAUUUAUUCUCUUUUGUAUAAUAUGUGGCUAUUUCCAGAUGUAUAUCAAAUUUUGACCACUAGGGGUGUCAGUGUAAACUUUUAUUUAUAUGUAGAAAAAAAUUUGUUUACUUAA